AGCACGUUCAGCGACCAAUCGGUGCUUGGGGAAGUGUCCCGAGCGCAUAGCCUAUUGGCUGCUCGAAGAUUCUGCGCCACACCCACAGUCGCUCUCUGCGCUUUCGUGCUAGAGACAGCUAGAAGCUUUCUGAGAUCCCCCGGCUGGAGGGUGUCUCCUGUUUUGCAGUUUAUACCUCGGAGCUUUGAGCUGGUGUGUUGGCCAGCGUUGUGCUGUGCCGUCUCCACCACCGCCCCCGACAAACGCACGUAGUGUGUGUACAUCGUAAAGACGUUUCCUCCUGCCUUCCCGUUCAUCGCACCCAGGGCGAGCAGCGUUGUGUUUAUGUCUUUAUUGGACGAAAACGAGCUGUUGCGCAGCCAUUGGUACCUGUAUUGGGGGAACAUAGCAUACAAGCAAGACGCUUGCAGCCUCGGUGGCGAAAUUAUUUUCAUGUCAGAGACCGAGAACUCUUGCAGUCGUUUAUGUCAUCCAGUCUUCUCCAGACAGAAGAUACCAAAAAGUUGCAAUCCAAGACAAUUUCCUCUUACUGAAAGAGCUAAUAAUAAACCAAAAUGUCUGUCAAUGUCAACCGAAGUGUUUCCGAUCAGUUCUAUCGGUACAAAAUGCCCCGUUUGAUUGCCAAGGUAGAGGGCAAAGGAAAUGGAAUAAAGACAGUAAUAGUCAACAUGGUUGAUGUUGCAAAGGCGCUUAAUCGGCCUCCAACCUAUCCCACCAAAUAUUUUGGUUGUGAGCUGGGAGCACAGACCCAGUUUGAUGUUAAGAAUGACCGUUUCAUUGUCAAUGGAUCUCACGAGGCAAAUAAACUGCAAGAUAUGUUGGAUGGAUUUAUUAAAAAGUUUGUUCUGUGUCCUGAAUGUGACAAUCCUGAAACUGAUCUGCAUGUCAAUCCCAAGAAGCAAACAAUAGGCAAUUCCUGUAAAGCCUGUGGCUACCGAGGCAUGCUGGACACUAAACAUAAGCUCUGUACAUUCAUACUCAAAAAUCCACCAGAGAAUGUAGACAGCAAUGCAGGAAAAAGGGAAAAGGACAAGAAAAACAGAAAGGGCAAAGAGAAAGAAAAUGGUUCUGCAGCAAACGAGUCCCAAGAUCUAACAGAGCUCAGUCCUCCACGUAGGGAUGCAGAUGAGGAAGAUGAUGAUGAAGACUGGGGAGAGGAUACAACAGCAGAGGCUCAGAGACGCAGAAUGGAAGAAAUAAGCGAUCAUGCAAAAAAUCUUACUCUUAGUGAAGACUUGGAAAAACCUAUUGAACACAGAGUUAACGUAUUAUUUGACUUUGUUAAGAAAAAGAAGGAAGAGGGUGUAAUUGAUUCCUCUGAUAAGGACAUUUUGGCUGAAGCUGAAAGGCUUGAUGUUAAAGCAAUGGGACCUUUGGUUUUAUCUGAAGUUCUUUUUGAUGACAAGAUCAGAGAACAGAUCAAGAAAUACAGGCGUCAUUUCCUCCGGUUUUGCCACAACAACAAAAAAGCACAGAAGUACCUACUACAUGGAUUUGAGUGCGUUGUAGAUAUACACCAGUCACACCUUCUUUCAAAAAUACCACAUAUCUUGAAGGAAAUGUAUGAUGCAGAUCUCCUUGAAGAGGAGGUUAUAGUCAGCUGGGCCGACAAGCCUUCAAAAAAGUAUGUUUCUAAAGAACUUGCCAAAGAUAUACGUGCAAAAGCAGACCCAUUCAUCAAAUGGCUCAAGGAGGCUGAAGAAGAGUCUUCUGGUGGUGAGGAGGAGGAUGAGGAAGAUGAUGAGAAUAUAGAGGUUGUAUAUUCAAAGACUGUAAGCGUUCCUAAAGUGGAGACUGUAAAGUCGCCUGUUGAUAAAGAUGACGACAUUGAUAUUGAUGCCAUUUAGCGUGAAUAAUCUUAAAGCAUUGGUUCAGUGUAUGCUUCUGCAUUUUAUGCAACAUGUUUAUGUGAUGGCUUAACACCGUGCUACAAUUUUUUUUUUUUUUGCUGAAAAUAUUUCUACUACAUCAGUCUCCAGUCACGGUUAUUAAAAAGGGUGCAUACGGAAUUGAACAGACUUAGUUUUGUCCUAAGCAUUUAAUUCUUUUUAAAUUUAGUGUUUGGUGCACAUUGAUACAGUUGUGAAUAAAGUUUUUUUUGGGCUUUUUUGGUUCAUUGCAGUUCUGAUUCAUUUACAUGCUGUAAAUUUGUCUGAACCUUGAAAAUACAUAUACAAAUGGCUGAACUUGCUUUACUAGUCUCUCCAAUAAACCUGGCUUAAUUUUUUUUUUUAAUACCAUAACUGGCCGCUGAGAACUUCUUAUAAUGGCAUUCUGUUAAUUUUGAAAGCAAUGAAAAUGUCAUGUAAAUAUUUCCAAACUAUGCAAUAAGUCUUAACUGAUUUAUUUAAAAAUGUUCAGAAUUGCAGCCCCUAACUUUUAUAUUGUUACCAGUGGCAUUUAUCAUAAAUAUUAGACUUUUUCUUUUUGUAGUCUCUCUGGUGGCCAGUGCUUCCCGCUGACAACAAUUGUAACCAGUGAAUUACUGUUCCACGUGUUUUAUGUGUUAAAAUAUAUGCAAUUGAAGCCCUUUAAAAAGAAACAUGCUUGCUUUUUGUGCUGAAGCACUAUGGGGGGGGGUUGGCAUACAAGGUGCAGCCCGGCAAUUUUUUUAUAUAUAUAUAUAUAUAUAUAUAUGAAAUACAUCUGUCACUAGGCAAAACAGAGCACAUUUAGUUUAUUCCUGCUGGCUUUGGACAAUUGGGGUAGAUUUCUAGCAUUUGUGUACUUUCCAUGCAAUGACAAAAUGUCUUCAUGUGGCUUUUCCCCUAAUCAAAUUGUACCCAAGUCCACCAGUUGGUAAUGUAGUUAUAAGCAGCCUGGAUGUAUACCUUAUGUCCAAUAAUUUUUUUUUUUAAUGAGA
This is a messenger RNA of Xenopus laevis (African clawed frog), 2863 nucleotides long. It is a transcript of the gene eif5.L, whose product is annotated as eukaryotic translation initiation factor 5 L homeolog. NCBI's taxonomy places the organism in Eukaryota, Metazoa, Chordata, Amphibia, Anura, Pipidae. Bases 555 to 1847 code for a protein of 430 amino acids. Gene Ontology annotation, biological process: translational initiation; formation of cytoplasmic translation initiation complex. The record is from RefSeq and is a predicted model, not a curated record. Gene Ontology annotation, molecular function: eukaryotic initiation factor eIF2 binding; GDP-dissociation inhibitor activity; translation initiation factor activity. The transcript has 12 exons. Gene Ontology annotation, cellular component: cytosol; cytoplasm.